Molecule: messenger RNA, 2142 nt
Organism: Suncus etruscus (white-toothed pygmy shrew)
Lineage: Eukaryota; Metazoa; Chordata; Mammalia; Eulipotyphla; Soricidae
Product: endogenous retrovirus group K member 8 Gag polyprotein-like
Exons: 1
Coding region: 1-2142 (713 amino acids)
Biological process (GO): viral process
Molecular function (GO): structural molecule activity; nucleic acid binding; zinc ion binding
Source: RefSeq, a predicted model, not a curated record
AUGGGUAACUCGUUAAGCACAGAAGCCAAAUUCAUAACUGAUAUUCAGUCUGAGUUAAAAGCCAGACGCGUAGAAGUCUCCAAACAAAAUCUCUAUAAAUUUUUUGCCCUCGUUCAUGAGGUCUGCCCUUGGUUCGUCCUCACGGCACCCCGUAUUGCCCAGUCCACUUGGAAAACUGUUGGCCAAGAAUUAACCUCCUUUUGUAAUCAAAAGGAUGACCUCCCCCAUAAAAACCUUAUUCUGCAAUAUUGGCAACUUCUUCAGGGAAUUAUUGUUGACGCUCCUUUCUCCCCCGCCUGCUCUCUUGCUGUCCAAGAAGCUCAGAAAGCAUUGGAUUCUGCGUCCCGCGCCUCAACCCCUUCUCUUUCCCCUACCAGCUCUCAUUCUGAUCUUACCAAGCCUCCCCUGCCUUCUCCUUGUACUGUUAACCCCUCUCUCUCUCCUACACCCACUGCGCCCCCUCUGGACACCGUCACUGACCCCCCCCGCGUUCCAUCCCCUGCACCCAUCCAACAGCCCCCAGCAGCUUCACCCCCUUCGCCCCCCACCCCUACCCUUCACCCUUUGCCUUCUCCCUCCCAUUCUGAGCUUCCCUCUGAACUGUCUCCCUCUGCUUUCCAAGCCACCGUCAUCAAACUCUCUGAAGUCCUUGAUAAAGUUCUCCAACGCCUGUCCCCGCCUGACCCUCAUCUCCUCUUCCCUGCCAUUGUUAAACAGCGUCCCGUAGCUCUUUCGGACUCUCUUCCUGCCUCUGACCCUGCUCCCCCACUGCUUUCUCCUGCUAAUCCCGGAGCCACUGAACCUCCCCCCCCCUUGCCUCCUGCUGAUCCCGGAGCCCGACCCCGCCGCCCUCACACGAGAUCCCAAAAUCCCCGCGACCCCUCACCUUCUUCCUUGGGCGCUGCCGCGCCUCCGCCUGCGACUCUCUCUCCCCCACCUGCUAAUCCUGACUCCCCACCCUCCAUUCCUGAGGCACCUCUCGCCGCGCCGCCUGCCCAGCCUGCCCCACCUUUGGUCUAUCAGCAAUAUAUUGAAUAUCAGGCCAUGAAUCGCAAAGACCUCCAGGAGCUCAUGAAAUCCGUCCGUGACUACGGAGUCCAAGCCCCUUACACCAUUACGUGUUUGGAGACGAUGUCCUACGGUGGUGCUAUGUACCCUCUUGAAUGGCGCCUAGCUGCCCGUAGCGCUCUUAAGCCCGAACUUUUUGUUUUGUGGGAGGCGGAAUUCACCAAUAACUGUAAAGACCUUGCUAAGGAUGAUAAGCGUUAUUUUCAACAACUCUCCGGUUCUGAGCCUUUUCAUUCUAUCGAAUUACAACAACUCAUUCCCCUCCCCAUCCUCACUAACACCUCUCAGGCCGCCAUGAAAGCGUGGCGUGCUCUCCCUCGCUCCUCUGCCCCCUCCGAACCCCUCUCUCGCAUCCAGCAGGGUGCUGAUGAGCCCUAUCACGUAUUCAUCUCCCGCCUCCUUGAGGCCAUUGAACGCACUGCGGGUAUCCCUCCCUCUGAUUCCUCCCACCCUCUUAUCAAACAAUUGGCCUAUGAAAAUGCUAAUUCCUCAUGCCGCGCUUUACUUAAAUCCCACUGGCAGAGUAAAUCCCUCCAAGAUAUGAUUUCUUUGUGCAAAGAUGCACAUUGCUUUGCACAUCAAGUCGCCGGCGCCCUCGUGGCCUUCCAAGGUCAGACUAAAGGUAAAACCUGUUUUCAAUGCGGCCAGCCAGGACACUUUUCUGCUCAAUGUCCCCAGCGCCGCGCCCCCACUAUGCAAACUGGUUCCUCCACGGCACGCCCCUCUCUCUGCCCGCGUUGUCGCAGGGGCAGACACUGGCUCUCUCAAUGCCGCUCUGUCGCAGAUGUGGAAGGCAACGCCCUUGCCCCCAACCCUAGUACCCGUGCUUCUCAGACCUCCUCUCAGAACAGUUUUCAGGGAAAUGGCCGCAGGGGCUUCCCCCAAGCCCCGCGCGCCCAGCCUCGUCACAUCAAUUUUGUUCCUGCAACGGGGGACCACUUAUCAGGAACACCCUCAGUUCCCUCUCAGGUGCUUUAUCAGCACCAAUCUCCCGCCCCGCAGCCUCCUCCCUUAUCAGGGCCACCCCAGGCUCCGCAGGGCUCGAUCUCUGUUCCUCCUCCCCUCACUUAUUAA